This is a messenger RNA of Microdochium trichocladiopsis, 1048 nucleotides long. RefSeq lists its product as uncharacterized. Lineage: Eukaryota; Fungi; Ascomycota; Sordariomycetes; Xylariales; Microdochiaceae. Bases 31 to 984 code for a protein of 317 amino acids. The transcript is spliced from 2 exons. The record is from RefSeq and is a predicted model, not a curated record.
GCCGGUACGAGCCAUUUCACGAUAGACGUCAUGUACAUUGACGAUGAGUGCAACUUGAGCGACACGGAGGGGUGGGUAGCGCACCAGAGGUCACAAGAGUUCGAAGAGGCUAGUCAGUGCGAUGGGUUGGAUGUGGUUUCUAGCAGCCGCGACGCUUUGCCGUGCUUGAGCGUGGCCGCAGAUCCACCAAGAUUCCUCACCGAUCUUGCGUACUGCCUGUAUUUGCUGCAGGUAGAGCAGCAUCGCUCAGGCAUGCUGAUGAUGAAAUCCUGCUCGACGGGGUCGACGAUAGAAGACUGUGCGCCAGAGCCCUGUCUUCAGAGACUUAUAACAACCGGAACGCAGCCUACCACAACUUCACAGUUCACAGUCUAUGCUGAGUCGCCUGCUCAGGCAGAUACAGUCUGCGAUUCAGGCAGAUCAGUAGCGCUGGGCACCGCCGAUAAGGUGCCAGGUAGUCAAGUUGGUCCAAGUCUGUCAGGGGCUCGGCGGAAUCCCGUACGCUGCACAAGGACAAUAACUACAGUCGCGAGUGGGCCAAAGUCCCUUCGAGCUUCGAGAGGAUGCAAGAUCCAACCUAGCGAAGCCGUAUUGAGAAGGGAGAUAGAUGGGAAGCGACAACCCAAUCAGAAGACGACGAUGACGACUCGACGACGCGCCAAGAUCCAAGCUAGGCUCGAAGCUCGUAAGAAGUAUCCAUUCGAGAGGCUGCUGGAGAAGUGGGGAAACAAGUUUCUAGUUAAGUGGGAGAAUGGCGAGAUAACAUGGGAGCCUGAAGCGAACUUUGACCCUGAAGACGUUAAAGCCUUCGAGAAACAGUACCGUGGUUUUGGUCCUGGAGUAAAGUCCAUCCUCGGAUCAAGGGAACAAGACGGAAGAAAACAAUUGCUUCUCGCAUGGUGCCAACGACCGUUAUCAGAAGCGCAUUGGGUUGAUGAGAGCGAGGUUUUACUGUCUUGCCUUAGAAAGCACCGUCUGUACUAGCAUGAGACUUCGGAUCGUUAAUAGAGCUGCUGUGUUAAAUGAAUAGAAGCAAAUUACCCUUAAA